CGCAGCGGUUACGCAUCCUGAGCGCGCAUAUUUUCUUCCUCAAAAGUAGCGUGGCUUCUUUUCAGCAACAGCAGGACGAAAUGACUUCAAAAGAACAACAAAAUGAACUUGCUGGAGGCUGCCUCAUUCUUCCAUCUUUAAUGAUUUGUAGUACCAUUGGCAAGUCAGAACAUGCAUAGCCCGUGGUGAUAUAAAACCAGAAGAUGGCAGGACUGCCAGAGCCUGGGGACCCUCCAGGGGAGGGCAUUUUGGGGGCUGAGGCAUUUUCUAUUUCCUAUUUGGCUGGCAACCGAUUGAACUUGGACGUCUAUCCUGAGAGCUGUUGGUUGUUCCUCAAGCUGCUGAAGACCAGGAGAGAAGAAGUAGAACAGGUGGAGUUCUUGAGGCUGAACUGCAAUGAGGACCUUAUCACUUCCACCCUGAGCAGCCUUCCUGCUUUGAGGGGCUUGAAAUCUCUUGUGCUCAAAGGUGGACACUCCAGAGAUGACAUUGGUGCAUGUCAGAAAGGAUUGCUAGCAUCUUUGCCACAAGAGUUUGGGCAGCUACAAUGCCUUGUUCAUCUAGAUCUCAGCUUCAACAGCUUCACCAUUUUACCUCCCUGCAUUGCUAAGCUGGCCAGCCUCAGUUUUCUCUCAGUCAACCACAACAACUUGCAGAGGCUGCCUGAGGACUUUGGCCAGCUUGCCAAGCUGACCUUUUUCUCUGCCAUGAAGAACCAGCUCAAAGGUCUGCCGCAAAGCAUCGGGGGCCUGGCAGCAUUGCAGACACUGAACCUCUCUGAAAACGCACUGGAAUCACUUCCCGAAGAGAUUGGGAACUUGCACAGCUGCACUGAACUUGAUCUCUCUGGAAAUGAAUUAACAGGAAUACCCAGUUCUCUUGCCAAUUUACAGUCUCUGCAGCAGCUGCAUCUUCACAGCAAUCUUUUGACAACUGUUCCUGCCUCCCUUGCCUGCCUGCCUCACUUGUCCAGACUUGAUCUGCAGAAUAAUAGGCUUCGAAGCAUCCCUCCGGAGAUUCAGAGUUUUCCCUUUGUGCAUCUAAGGGGCAAUCCUCUAGGAGAACUGGAGGUGCCUCUGCAGUCAGGUGACACUAGUUCAGAAGAAUUGCAGAGAGUGUAUCUUAAAGCUGAUGAAGACAGCUUUACUGUGACUCCUGAAGGCUGCCGGGUCUUCUUGGCUUGUGGCAUUCAACUCCGUUUCCCGCGGAGUGCUACAACUACUCCAGUAACUAUUCACUUCCAGAAAUGCUCCCCUGACCCUCAUUGGGUAAAGCUGAAGCACCAUGACAUCCUGCUAAGUGAAGCCCUGGAACUGCAGCCCCAUGGGAUUCAUUUCCAUCAGGAGGUGCGGAUCUGGAUGCCCUAUGCUUCUCCUCACAGCCUGAAUGACCGUGAGCUCAUCAUUCGAACCUUUGAUGGGCAUAAGUGGAGUGAUUUGAGAACCAGAGUGAAAUGCAAAGGCAAGAAGCAUUCGGCUUGCUGCAGCGUCUCUCACUUCUCCUGGUUUUUGGUUGUCUCACGCCUUGUGGAGGAUGAAUGCAAAGUCUGCCAGGAAGGGGGCUUGCUUUUUUCAACUGUUGAUCCCAAGAUUAAAGUGACCUUUCCUCCUGGUGUGACCGAGGAGAUGAGGACAGUGAAGCUUCAGGUGCUUCCUGUAUCAACAAGGGACCUAAGAGAGAUCACGGGUGAUUCUGAAACAAUUGCCAGCCCUCUCCUCUGCCUCUCUCAAAGUUCCACUGUGGACUUUCUUCAGCCUGUUAAAAUUCAGCUUCCACUGCCUCCUGGAGUCACAGGUCUAACCUUGGAUCAUUCCAGAGUACACUUGUUGCACAGUGACUGGGAUGCUCAGAACUGGAGUGACAUCACCGAUCAAGUGAUACUGGAGUUCACCCACCUCUUUGCCUUAUUUGAAGUAACACACUUCUCUUGGUAUUGGUUAUGGUGCACCACAAAAGCCUAUAUUGGUGGCUUUGCCAAAGAAGUCUAUAAAAGGUUGCGCAUGUAUCAGGUGAACUUCAUAGCACUGCAGAGAAAGAAAGAUCCAGAACAAGUUUUGCUCCAGUGCCUCCCAAAGCACAAGGUGGAUCCUGUUUUGAAAAAGCUCCAUGACCGAUAUCGAGGCCCUGAGCCAUCUGACAUUGUGGAGAUGUUUGAAGGGGAGCAGUUCUUUGCAGCUUUUGAACGGGGCAUCAGCAUUGAUGCAGACCGGCCAGACUGUAUUGAUGGAAGGAUUUCAUUCAGUUUUUUCUCUCAUUUGAAAAAUGUGAAGGAAGUCUAUAUUACCUCUGAAGUGGACAGAAACAGUAAGCCUGUGAAAGGGCAGGUUUCCUUUUAUCGAGGAGAAGUCCCUGAGAACAUUCCUGAAGAGAUUACAAGAAGGAGGAAGGGGCCCGAUUCUCACUGGCUAGCUACCUUGCCAAUCAAGCUACCUAAACUGAAAAGUCAGGUAAACAAGCAGCCCACAACUCCAGAUGGCUUCUCUCUUCCUCCUUUGAAUUUGGGGAAUGCUGAAACUGGCUAUUUGACUCAGUCCAAUCUCCUUGGCAUUGCUGGACGCAUGGGAGCUGAAUGGAGAAUCAUUGGCUUAAACUUGGGAUUGUCCUAUCAGCAGUUGGAGCGGAUACAGUACAACAACAGGGAAGAUCUCCAUACUCAGAUUUUAGAUAUGCUCUUCUCCUGGGCUCAGCAAAAUGAAAAGAAGCCUGACUGCAUAGACAAGCUGAUUAAGGCCAUGGAGGAUAGUGGCCGCCAAGACAUAGCAGAUGAGAUCACCACCAUUAUUGGACUGGGAAGGCAAAAAUACACAGAGUCUAUUCAGAGGGUGGGCCUGCACCGAGAAAGUAGUACUGAAGAUUCUGCUAUUGUUACAGGAUAAUUGCUAAACAAUUAUGGAUUAGCCCAACAAAAUAGAAUUAAUCAAAUUCAGGCUAUUUCUUCUUCAAGAUUACUGGUACUGUUCAAUUCUUCUCUUUAGUAUUUGCUGCCAACUUGCUGUGCUUCUGUGCCACCAGUGGCUUUUACUACAGUAGAUAAUAGUAAGCAGCCACUUGCAAGUUCACCUGGGAUAAGUUAGAUUCCCAAUUAAGUUUUACUAAAGUUCUACUUUUUUAAAAGCAAAAAUGACUUUAAAAUACAUAAAGCAGAUCAGUGCACAAUGCUGCCUAUGGAACUUAAGAC
Molecule: messenger RNA, 3178 nt
Organism: Notechis scutatus (mainland tiger snake)
Lineage: Eukaryota; Metazoa; Chordata; Lepidosauria; Squamata; Elapidae
Gene: PIDD1
Product: p53-induced death domain protein 1
Biological process (GO): DNA damage response; apoptotic process; signal transduction
Cellular component (GO): cytoplasm
Molecular function (GO): protein binding
Source: RefSeq, a predicted model, not a curated record